GCUGCUCUGCCAACUUCCUGCUUAGUUCUCCGCUGCAGACAACAGAUGAGACACACCUCAGCUCAGCCUGCCCAAGGGAGUGGGGACAAAACCAGAAAUCCUCCUUUGAGAACCAUCUGCAAAGUCAUCCAGUUGUCAGACAUGAACAAGGUGAUCCCGGUAGCCGUGGGCGCCUUGAUGGGAGGUGGCAUAGCUGUAGCUUCAGUCCCUGUGUUCCUGGGAGUUGUAGGCUUCACUAAGGUUGGCAUUGCCACUGGCUCCAUGGCAGCAAAGAUGAUGUCAGCAGCAGCUGUUGCCAAUGGUGGAGGGGUUGCUUCAGGCAGCCUGGUAGCUGUGCUUCAGUCUGUAGGGGCUAGUGGCCUGUCCACAAUGGCAAGUACUGCACUGGGUUCUGCAGGUUCAACCCUUGGAAGUAUCCUUGCAUACUGGGGCAGUCAGAAAUGAUAGCCUACAGGUGCCAGGGACUCACAGUGGCCUCCUGGCCUCUCUGCCUCUGAGGGGAAGAUGGUAUGAAGACAAUAUCCCAGCCAGAUGCACAUCCUUUCCAAAAGCUGGGCCUUCUGUCCCCAUACAGGGAGAGCUCUGACAAAUAAAGGCUUGGCAUGAC
Molecule: messenger RNA, 607 nt
Organism: Trichosurus vulpecula (common brushtail)
Lineage: Eukaryota; Metazoa; Chordata; Mammalia; Diprotodontia; Phalangeridae
Product: interferon alpha-inducible protein 27-like protein 2A
Exons: 3
Coding region: 46-444 (132 amino acids)
Biological process (GO): apoptotic signaling pathway
Cellular component (GO): membrane; mitochondrion
Source: RefSeq, a predicted model, not a curated record